Ictalurus punctatus (channel catfish) is the source of this 3092-nucleotide messenger RNA. It is a transcript of the gene sh3bp5lb, whose product is annotated as SH3-binding domain protein 5-like, b. NCBI's taxonomy places the organism in Eukaryota, Metazoa, Chordata, Actinopteri, Siluriformes, Ictaluridae. The coding region runs from base 137 to 1483 and encodes 448 amino acids. Gene Ontology annotation, cellular component: cytoplasm. Gene Ontology annotation, molecular function: protein kinase inhibitor activity. The record is from RefSeq and is a predicted model, not a curated record. Gene Ontology annotation, biological process: negative regulation of protein tyrosine kinase activity; intracellular signal transduction. The transcript is spliced from 7 exons.
GCCAUUUGGAAAGUAGAGGGUUGUGCCAGUGGAGCUUCCAAGAUGAGGGGGCGAAAAUCCCUGACACACACUGUUACUGCGGGCAGGGAAAGCAGGGGAUGAGAGGAGUCUUAACAUACUCAAAUAAAGGCCGCUUAUGGAGCCGGGGAGGUUGCGUGAGAAUCCCCCCGGUUCUGGUGAGUCCGAGGCCGGGGACUGGAGAGGAGAGACUCCCGGUGUAGAGGCAGAGGAGGAGCGGAAACACAGCGCUGUGGUCAGCAGCAAUGGCCCAGCAUCCGAGGCUGGGUGUGUCGAGACCGGUGGGAUCACAGUGCGGGACGAUGAAGAGGAUGAGGAUCAGUACAAAGACGAAGAACUGGACCCCAGAAUACAGGAGGAACUGGAGCAUCUCAACCAGGCGAGCGAGGAAAUAAACAGACUGGAGCUUCAACUGGAUGAGGCCCGGUCGAGCUACAGGAAAAUCCUGACCGAGUCGGCACGCAAACUUAACGCUCAGGGCUCCCAGCUCGGUGCGUGCAUAGAAAAAGCCCGGCCGUACUACGAAGCCCGUAGACUAGCGAAAGAGGCCCAACAGGAGACGCAGAAGGCAGCACUGCGCUACGAGCGGGCCGUCUCCAUGCACACGGCCGCGAGGGAAAUGGUGUACGUGGCUGAGCAGGGUCUCCUGGCUGACAGGAACACGCUGGAUCCGACCUGGCAGGAGAUGCUCAAUCACGCAACAUCCAAGGUGAACGAGGCCGAGGAGGAGCGUCUGCGGAGCGAACGGGAACACCAGCGGGUCACGCAGCUGUGUCAGGAGGCCGAGGCGCGAGUACAGACUCUACAGAAAGCUCUCAAGAGGGUCAUCAUCAAGUCUAAACCAUACUUUGAACUCAAGGCCCAGUUUAACCACAUCCUGGAGGAGCACAAGGCCAAGGUGGUCCUGCUGGAGGAGCGGGUGGCGAAGGUGAAGACGCGCUACUCCGUCGCGCUCCGCAACCUCGAACAGAUCAGCGAGCAGAUCCACGCCCAGAGGGGGCGUGCUCGAGAAGCCAGGCAACGGAACCGAGCCCGCGGUGGGCGGAGCUCUCCGGUAGGGGCGGAGGCCGAGGGCGUCAUACAGGCAGGGGCUUAUGGGGGAGUAGGGGUGAGUCUGAUGGAUAACGAUUGGGCAGAUCAGGAGAAAACAAGGCAGUGGGUGGAGAAGCACAGGGAGGAAGGGUGGGGCCAAAAGGCUGAGAGGGCAGGGUCAGACUCGCUGUCCGUCAUCAGCCUGCAGACCAUCGCCUCGGACCUGGAGAAGUGCGACUCGGUGGAGCACCUGGGCGACUUGAGCGACGUCAGUAGUGUGAUCGGAGAGGAGAGGGAGGGGGAGCGGGAGAAAGAGCGAGCGAGUGUGUUUAAGCAGGGAAAAGAGAACGAAACAGGGGCCUCAGGGACCGAACGACCUCAGAGGGACCGAGAAAACUUCGUGAAGCAACACCACAGAAGUGUGAGCUUGUAAGAAGUACCGAUAUUUUUAUAUAUAUAUAUAUAUAUAUAUAUAUAUAUAUAUAUAUAAAAACGACCUUAAACCUCGAAGUCCGUGCCAUUGCUUCAGCCUUUCAUGCUAUUCUCUGUACGCUCUCGGAGGCAGUGUUACGCUUCUCACCGUCUCCUAAAACGGCUUCACUCGCAGACAGAGAUGUAAUAGACAGAACGCAGCGUGAGUGAGAGGAAAGCGCGGAAGGCUGCGACGGAAGGCAUCGAAACGCUCUAUCAACUCCGAGACGCCCGCUCGGCAGCAGUGGCUGAGAGGUAGAAGUCAUUUUUAGCCGAUAAUGAAGACAGGGAAGAAGAAACCCCCCCCCCCCACCGAAUAAUAUAAAAAGGGAAAGAUGUAAUGACUACUUGGCAUGGCGUCGUUUCUGUAACGCUGCAUAUAGAGCAGAGCAUAAUGUUACGUUUUUGUUUUUUUUAUCUUCUCCAUAUUAAUGAAUAACAAUAAGGGAAGAAACAGAUGGGGGGGGGCGCCUCGGCGUGUCCUCUGGGGUUUGUAGUUCUCGUGCGCUGAUCCUCACUCUCUUUACAGUUAUAGCGAGAAGGAAAGAGAGAGAGAGAGACAGGGCGAUAAAAGAAAGACAGGGUGUAACUACAGUCUAACACAGAUUGUAAAUAGAUCCCAGCACACAUGAUGGAUCAGGGGCUAAGAAUAGUAUCAGGUUGUUUGCUGUGUGAGCGAGAGAGAGAGAGAGUUCAGUGAUUUAUCGCUUUGAGUUAUGCAGCUUUGGUGUCAAGCAUAUGCUGUAAUAUCCAUGCAGUCACUGGAAUCAGUCUGAGCUGUAAAAAAAAGAAAAAGAAAGAAAGCUGAAACCCAUGAAAAUGGAAUGAUGCGCUCGGGUUUGACUGUGAAAUGGUACGUCGCUGUUUAAGCCACAUCUCGAAAGUGGAUUCGUGAGCAUUUUGGAAGAAAGGGAGCUGUUCUGGAGUGCCUUUCUUCCACGUCUAGGCUGGUUCUCACUGAAUGAGUGUUUCAUUCGAAUAUGUCAGUAUGCUGUCCUGAAGUACCGCCUUUGUAUUUCUAGAAUAUCGUGGCAUAUCUUACUGAGCAUAUUAGUCUUGGCUUAUUUAUUUUUAUUUACUCGCGUGUUACGUAUUCGGUGCCACAUUAGUGCUAGAUUUAAAUAAAUAAAUACGUGUAAUAAAUACAUGUUUACAAGUAUGUUUCUUUUUUUUGUUUUGGGGGGGGGGGAUAACUGGAUCGCCGGGAAGAACCGACGUGAAAAUAAGCACCCGUUCGUGACGUCUGUAUCGGGAUUGAAAGGAAAGGUCAGUACUGUAUCGCUCGUCCGUAUGCGUUCAUCGAAACGUUCCUCUUCGCAUCCCUCCGAAUCCCGGUGUGAAUCCCUUUCUCCUCUCGCUUUUUCCUGACUUACUCUGUCGUAGUUCACACACUGGGGAACGACCCGAUCGGGUACGGCUCGUCAUUUCUCACAAGCUCCCUGUACCUGAAAUGAAAAGCCUGCUAAUUAAAGAGGAAUCCUGCUACUUAUCACCUGUUCAAAACGUGUUCAUUCUGUAAAUGUUAAUUUAUUGAACUGCUGAGGAAUAUUAAAACUUGAAUUUAACAUCUA